Molecule: messenger RNA, 795 nt
Organism: Acaulospora morrowiae
Lineage: Eukaryota; Fungi; Glomeromycota; Glomeromycetes; Diversisporales; Acaulosporaceae
Source: the annotation of a GenBank genome assembly
AUGGCUCAGUUUUGUAAAAGGGAGUUGCUUUCUGAUAGCAUUGUGAUUGGUGUGAAGUUGAGAAGAACCCAACUUCUCGAUCAAUUCGAUAGGGCUUUGUCAUUACAGAGACCGAUACCGCUCAAAACAUUUCCUAAAAAUUUAGAAGCAGCAUGGAAUAAUGAAUUUCAAAGGGCCGGAUCGGGUGAUGUCAAAAUCACGGUUCAAGGGCAAACUAUCUAUGCAAGUAGUGCAAUCCUUGCUAAGCGUUCCGACUACUUUCAAAGAAUGUUUGAGGGAUCAUGGGCAGAAUGCAAUCGGUCCUGUAAUAAUCAACAACAAAUUACAGACGUUAGUUCCAUCAGUGAUGGUGAUGAUUGUUUGUUGACAACGUUCACGGUGUCUCCCAAGUAUCACAUUGAAAUCAAGGAUUUUGAUUAUCAGACAACAGUUCAAAUGCUUCUAUUUCUAUACACCGAUCAGGCAGAACUUGAUGAAUGUUCGAAUAUAUGGGAGUUGUAUACAAUUGCCAACAAGUAUUUGAUCUCUGAUUUAGAGGCCAAAACUAAAGGAAAGAUAAUUGAAAACAUGAGCAUCGCAACAGCUGCCGAAGGUUUGUUCGGGAAUGCGUGGAAAUGGUCGGAGCUGAAAAAGAAAUUUUUAAAAUUUGUAGUAAAGAACUUUGCUUCUAUUCGAAACAGUCAAGGAUAUAAAAAUAUUGUGGCCAAUCAGUCAAAGUAUCCAAUGUACCUGGAGAUAAAUUCGGAGAUCUUGUUGGCGAUGGUUCCUGAAAUUCCACAAGAAAUCCCGCAAUAG